Messenger RNA from Hyaloscypha bicolor E, 2478 nucleotides. RefSeq lists its product as uncharacterized. The transcript has 3 exons. Bases 1 to 2478 code for a protein of 825 amino acids. NCBI's taxonomy places the organism in Eukaryota, Fungi, Ascomycota, Leotiomycetes, Helotiales, Hyaloscyphaceae. The record is from RefSeq and is a predicted model, not a curated record.
AUGAAUGGAUUUGAGGCGUCGAAAUCGCGGUUCAAUCCAAUGAAUCCUACGCGACCCCAGAGUUCACCUCUUCUCAAUGUCAACGAUCCGAUUCAAGUUCAUCUUCUGGUCGAGACUGCUCUGUUCGAUAGCAAGGAGUACGAGAUAUUUUCGCAGGAAGAGGUGGAUGAUCUGAAGAAGCAAUGCCAAUACCUCACUCAGCGGAUCGAGCAAACGAGACAGCACCUGGCCAUCCAGUCCAAAUACCGCGAUGCCGCGAUUUCAAUGGCAAAGUUAUACAAGACGGGUGACAGCCCAGACUCUAAGAAACCGAGGAGAAGUAUUCUUGGGCACACCCGCCAACCCAGUGAUCAGGUCCGCGAGGCAGAGCAGGAACGGAUAGCCAGUGAGAAGAAGUGCGAGGAACUGGCUGCCGAGCUGUUCUCUCUUGAGAAACGACUGAUGGAACCCCAGAGCAAACUGUUGAAGCAUACAGCGGGCAUAUUGCAGAUGACACACAAAGGACCCAAGAAGAUGCCCAAGGAGCCAGGAAAUCAGCAGCAGCCUGGAAUUCCGGGGAGUCCAGAAAGCAUGUAUACAUAUUCGAAUGCUAGGGGCAGCAUGGAGCCUAUAGGGGACGAGUUUUUCUUCGACGAGAGAAGUGCAUAUAAAUCUGCGGCCAACCUUGAUGGGUUUGGAGAUGUCGAACGGGACAGUGUCAUUGGACCGCCUCCGAAAUCUCAGGCCAGGGAGCAGAUGCAAAUCAUCACGAACACGGAGCAGAAGCUGGAAGCUUUGAACAGUCGGUUGAGGGAGGUCAUAGUGAAGGCAAAUCCUCAGCGUGAUGCAAGCUAUGCCGCUCCUACAAGCAAGUCAAAUCCUGAAGAGACACUACAGAGCCAUCUGGAAUACCUUGAGCGGAGUAUCACGACAAUGGAUGAAGAGCUUGGUCUGGCUACGAGGAAGCAUGCAGAGUCAGAAUCCGCUAUGGAAGAAACUCUCGAGUCACUGAAUCGUGAACUCAGGGGUCUGCUGCUCCCAUAUGACGAGAAUCAACCAGAACCACCAGAACUUACCGGCAAGGGACUGAAUGAGCAACUGAUGUUCUUCCAAGAUACUAUCGGUGCUGUCGAGGUGGAAUUGGCUCGAGCCGUUGCUAAUGCCAAGAACAUGGGCAAUCAAGACAAUUUGGAGCAGAUGGAGACUGUCGUGAUGGGCUUGUGGGAUAUUAUUCAAUCUGGCGAAGAGGAAAAUCGGCAGAGAAAACAGCAGCGAAGGCAGACGAGAACCGCUCAGAAUCUUCCUGAAGACGAAGAUGAUAUGUCACCUGACGAGGGCGGGGACCCGAACGAACCGUUCACACUGCAAGGAUUCUCUACGAAGGUACAAUGGCUUUACGCUCAAGCUACACGCCUGAAGGACCAAAAGAAGGUCCUUCAACGACAGAUCAAGCAGCAGCGAGAACUGAACAGCAAAUCUGACGCCACGAAGGAUGCUGAACUUGACCAGAAGGUCGAAGAAGUUGAAAGGAUUCAGGCUCUGCUUAUCAGAACUGAGAGGGACGCUGAUUCGGUCAGAGAGCAACUCAGUCUCGUCAUGCAGAAGCUUGACGACGCUAGACAACAAGAACGAAUGCGUGAGCAAUCGCGACAAGGAGACGAAUCAGCCGCGAUCCGCGCCGCGCAAGAACAGCUCAAUGAGCGUGCGCAGACGAUCGCUGCUCUCGAGGAGGAACUGCAAGAUCUGAAAGACGACCACUCGAUAGCCAACGCAGAACUGCAGGGCAAGAUUGCGGACUCGGAAAGGAAGAUUGCCACCCUGGUGCAGGAGUUAGCUGCAGCUGCAGCUGCCCAAGCAAUAUUCGAGGCUGGCAUCAAGGAGAAAGAAAGGGAGGUCUUGGAUAAAGAACAAGAGCUGGAAAAUUCGAACAUGGAGAUUGCUCGCUUGCAAACCGAAGUCACGAUCGCUCGAGCCGAGCUUGACGGCGCCUAUGGAUCUCGAGCUCAACGCGCAGCAGAAGUAGCAGCCAACCCAGUAAUCCAAAAAGAGAUCGACGAUCUCAAGGAACGGAAUGUCGCUCUCACCGCUCAGCUCUCGGCUCUGAAGCAGAAUGGCCCGAGUGGCGGUGCUAGCGACGAGAAGAUGCGCACGCUAAAAAAGGAGCUUGAGGAGACCAUCGAGGAGUACGAACAGAUGACCAAGGCGUCUAUUGAGUGGGAGAAGGAGCGCGAGCAGCUGGAGAGCACGAUCGAUAAGCUCAGAGAUGAAAGAGAGAAUCUUGAAGCGCAGCUGAGUGAUGAGAAGGUUAGGUGGCUGGGCAUGAAGAGCCCGGGUGUAGAUGGGGCCGCGCAGCCGGGUGCGACGAGCACGACGGUGCUGAAAAACGAGUUUAAGAAGAUGAUGAGAGAUACGAGAGCUGAGAGUCGAACAAGCAGAGAGGCGGCGAUUAGAAGACGAACUUCGCGCAUUGAAGAAGGCCCAGGGACCAGGAAAAUCUAG